This is a messenger RNA of Periconia digitata, 1352 nucleotides long. NCBI's taxonomy places the organism in Eukaryota, Fungi, Ascomycota, Dothideomycetes, Pleosporales, Periconiaceae. The record is from the annotation of a GenBank genome assembly.
CCCUAUAUUGGGUAAGAGAGGCUGUUUCAAAAGCGAUUCCGCCGCGCCUGUCACUUUCACUUCGCCGCCAUCCCAGCCAUCAGAGGUGCACGAUACGCAACGAGCAGCGGUCGUGUGCAAAGACUCAACCGAGAGCUACUACAAAACAAAUGGCGAAUCCCAAACAACAGGAGAACUUGCUGCUCACAGAACACUUCUCAUGGCCUCCAAUCUCGCUACUCGACGACAUAAUAAAUGCUGUCAAUGAAGUUCUAUACCGGUGCACCGAUACCUUCGAAACAGGCCUUCUCUCCGCCGACCCCUCUCUCCUGGGUUUCGAUGCCCUCUACGCUUCGCGCUCGCCGCCGACCACACCUGAUGUAGAUGAAGACGGGAAUAACAUAUAUCCUGAGGCGAAGUUGGAGAUUGAGGAGGGCACGCUGAAGCUAGAGACUCUUAUGGAGAACGCGGUUGAUCGAAACUUCGAUCGUCUGGAGAUUUGGUGUUUGAGAAACGUGCUAUGCCUGCCGAAGGAUGAGGGGAUGGCCGACUGGGUGAGAUUGGGAGGCUACGAGAACCUACGCAUCCCUCCCAAAGACAAUACCCUCACUCCAGAGGUUCUUUAUACCCUCCGGCGCAAGCUCAUCGAAACUCAAAAACUCAACACCGCCCUCGUCGCCGAAAAAACCCGCAACGAAGCCCAAAUAGCGCGUCUCCGAGCCCUUCUCCAGCCCAAACCCACAUCAACAAAAAGUGAACCGCGCCCUUCCGCCUCUCCCGCCAAAUCACCAUCUCAAAACCGCGACCCAAGUACAGCAGCAAUAGCAGCCCCCUUUGCAUUCCUAACACACUCUCAAGCCUCCAAAGAUCUAGGCAUAAGACCCCUCCCCCCAUCCGGCCCCGUCCCAGUACCAGCAAACAUUGACACAGAUAGCGGUACUGCACAACCAACAAUACUCCCAGAAUCCCAAACUCCACUUUCGACACACACAACUUUCACUACCUCUCAACUCCCCUAUCUCCGCCAACUUCUGGACUCGCUGCGUCCACACAUCCCCGCUACGGCACUACCGUCACACAGUACGAGCGAGAAGGAUGAAUGGGCCCGCGAGCGCCGUACCUAUGUUGAAAGCCAGAGUAAGAGGGCAUUAGAAAGGCGAGGGAUCGAUACCAAGGAUGGCGUCGAAGGAGUUGUUGAAGGAGCAAGGUUAAGAAAUGAAGAGGUUAGGGGACUGGAGAAGAUUGCAGAGACGCUUGCCGGUGCUGCUGGUGGGAAGGUUGUGGUGGAAUCUGAAUCAAGGAUGGAAGUAGAUGAUGAUAUCGCUGAGAACACGGCCGCUGGUGCCGAAGCUGACGAGAUGGACGUUUCAUGA